Messenger RNA from Zingiber officinale, 459 nucleotides. RefSeq names its product casein kinase II subunit alpha-2-like. The transcript has 6 exons. Gene Ontology annotation, molecular function: protein serine/threonine kinase activity. Lineage: Eukaryota; Viridiplantae; Streptophyta; Magnoliopsida; Zingiberales; Zingiberaceae. Gene Ontology annotation, cellular component: protein kinase CK2 complex; cytosol; nucleus. The record is from RefSeq and is a predicted model, not a curated record. The coding region runs from base 1 to 459 and encodes 152 amino acids. Gene Ontology annotation, biological process: protein phosphorylation.
AUGAUAGAUCACGAGCUCCAGAAGCUCUGGUUGAUAGACUGGGGACUUGCUGAAUUCUACCAUCCUGGUAAGGAGUACAAUGUUCGUGUAGCUUCAAGUUAUCCUGAAAUAAACCCUUUAAUAUUCAAUCUAUUAGAAUGGAUGAUGAAGUUACAUUCAAUAUUCAUUCAUCUUCUUUUCCAGGUUCUUGGUACUGAUGAACUAAAUGUGUACCUAAACAGGUAUCGGCUAGAGCUCGAUCCACAGCUUGAUGCUCUCGUUGGAAGGCACAGCAGAAAACCAUGGUCUAAAUUCAUUAAUGCUGACAAUCAACACCUUGUUUCUCCAGAGGCAAUAGAUUUUCUUGAUAAACUCCUGCGAUACGUUUAUCAGGAUAGGCUCACUGCACGAGAAGCAAUGGUAUAUCCAUAUUUUCUUCAAGUAAGAGCAGCAGAGAAUAGUUGGUUGCGGAUCCAGUAA